AUGAGCGGUUCGGGAAGGAAACGUGUUUCGAAAUGGGACUCUAAGGAAGACACACAUCAUCAUAAUUCUAGCGUAAAUACAAAAUCAGGCUCUUAUUACCGCGAGGAAGAUCCCGAGCCUGUCCGGUUUAAUGCAGAGAGUAAUGGUAGUAGAAGGUCUGUUGCUGCGGACGAUCAGCAUUCCGGCGAAGGUAGGACUAGGAGCAGAGUUGCACAGAAUAACGAUAACAGUUAUUAUUCGGAACAAGAUGAAACUAGGCAACAAUUUUUCCACAGGAGUGGUAGUAGAAGUUAUAGCAGAAGUAGAAGCCGUAGCAGAAGCCCGGUCUAUAGAGCAAGGCGAGAUUCAGGAUCUUAUGACAGACACAAGACCAGAACACGAGAUUCGCCUCUSCCAAGCAGGGAGUUCAAUAGAAGAGGGGGUGAUCAAAGCAGCGAUUAUGGUUGGGAAGAUAAACUUAGAAAGCCAAGGGAGAUGAAAUAUCACGCCGAUGAUUUUAGAGAACAGGCAAUGAUGAAAGGUGCGAGGUCGUCCAACUACGAUGCUGAUUUUCCCGAGGAUGGUUCUAGAAGGGAGCAUUUACAUGAUGGCGUUUCAGAUCCGAGAUUGAGAAGGCACAGAAGCGAAUUAACGGUGUCAGGAGAACAGAAGAAUUCAAGAAUUCAAUCAGGCAUGAUGAGCCUUCUUUGUUGCGCAGCUUUGCCAUCAACUUCAUCAGUGCCAGCCAUUGAGCAAGCUCCUAUGACACCAUCGUCAAGGACUCUGUCUUUGCCUCCUGUUUCUCCCCGUGAAUCCCUGGCUCCAUCAACCCCUAAUGGAGCUCAACAGUCGCAUGGUGCACUUCAGCACACUCAAUCUAUGUCUGGUUUGAAGGACAUAAGUGAAAGCUCUAGCAGCCGCGAGACUAUAUCAAAUGGAACACAUUCUGGAGAAGCCAUGGGAAACACGAGUUCAGGCCUGUUUAGUAUGUUCUCAAUACCAAGAAUAGGGAGGACUCGUAGUGCGGUCAACGCAGUGCCUGCAAAAUCGACUGGACCCCAAUAG
Arabis nemorensis is the source of this 1044-nucleotide messenger RNA. The record is from the annotation of a GenBank genome assembly. Lineage: Eukaryota; Viridiplantae; Streptophyta; Magnoliopsida; Brassicales; Brassicaceae.